AUGGCCGGUGACAAUGGAAACACCGACUCUCCCGAGUCGCAGCGGCCAUCUGGGACGACAGGCAGCGAUAACCCCCCCCUCGGACACUCUGCCUUCAAUGAGAUCCACUGCGUCGGUACCCUGGAUUCGUAUUCCUUUGAAAAUAACCCUGACGCGCACCCUGAUGACGGCCAAGGGGAGAGUUCGAAUCGUGCCUUCACUUCCCAGCCGUUCACUACACCAGAUAAACCUCGAAAACCCUCCGUGACGCGUCGUAUGUCGUCCAAGCGCCAGAUACCCCACAAAGGACAGGGGUUCUCGACCGAUGACGAUGUUAAAGAGGUCGAAGAGGACAUCGCUAUGCAGCAAGCCACAACCACGCAGCCUUCUCCACGUAUACGGCCGAUGCGAAUCCAGAGCUCUACCUUGCGACGACGUCCCAGUGCCCGACCAAGUCCGCUAGUGAAAGCCGACUCGGACAAUUACAGCGAAGAUGAGGCCGGCUUGCCUGAUCCCGGUCUGGGCACACAGGGCGAAGCUCAUAUCAAUGAAGAAAGUGAGGAAGGGAGUGAUGAUCAUUCUGAAGAGACGGAUGAUGAUGAUGAUGAUGGGGCAACCAGUGAUGCCGAGAGCUUUACACUGAAAGACCGACAGCAAGCGAUCAACGAGACGCAUCCAUUUGGAAUUCGCAUUUGGAAACCCGCCUUGUACAAGAAGAGUCGCUCUGUGGAGAAGACAGCAGAAGGCGAUAUUCACUCGUCGCCAGGGGGUCGCGUCAGUCCCAUUUUAUUCCUAACGAACCUCUUGUGGUCCUUGUUCUUUGGAUGGUGGCUAGCCCUUGCCGCCCUACUCGCUGCAGUUGCUUGCUUUUUAUUCGCCUACUCCUCAAGUGCCGUGGCUUAUGGCAGGGUGUUUGCAGGUCUCUCGCGUUACCUACUUUACCCGUUUGGGUCAUUCGUUCUUUUGGAGACGGACGAGCAUUAUGCGGAAGAAGACGAGGGCGAAGGUCGCAGCAUCAGCGAGUAUGAACAAUGGCAGAACGGCGACCUGGAGCAUGGUCGACUCUUCUUUGGGCCCCGCCGGGACCGCUCUCUCCUCGGCCGACGACGCAACAGUGUCGAUUCUGCCGGCGAACAAGACAGCCUACUGGGUCGACCUCAGCGCGGACAAAGCCCCGAUGCCCACUUCGCUCACUCUAAGCGUCGUCUAUUUGGCCGCGGUGAAUGGACAUUGGGUCGCGUCGUGUUCUUUAUCUUCUUCUAUUUCCUAGUGGGGCCCUUGAUGCUCACGGUAUCACUGGUCUGCUGGCUGCUCGUCUUCUGGAUCCCGAUGGGCCGCACGACCAACAUCCUGGUGAGCCAUCUACGGCGGCAUCCUCUGGCCUUGUCGUUUCAUUCUGAUACCACAUACUCCCGACUGAGCACCACUUCCUCGUCUUCCAUCCUCCUAUGCACCUACCGAGCUGCAGGGACACGUUACUGGAAGUAUACCGUCGAUGGAACGAAUAUCUUCUUGAUCAACCUGCUCGGGGUUGUUGUAUUCGUGAUUGUUGACUAUUAUCUUCUGGGGAGAUUCCUGGGUCUGCAGACCUGGCUGACGCACCCUGGCUUGAUCUUCACUCUUGCUUUGUUCUCCAUCAUUCCUUUGGCCUACUUUAUUGGGCAAGCCGUUGCUUCGAUAUCCGCCCAGUCGUCGAUGGGAUUGGGGGCUGCCAUCAACGCCUUUUUUUCAACUGUCGUAGAAGUAUAUCUUUACUGCGUUGCCUUGACUGAGGGUAAAGCCCAGCUUGUUGAAGGUAGCAUUAUCGGAAGUAUCUUUGCCGGUAUUCUGUUCUUGCCCGGUCUUUCCAUGUGCUUUGGAGCUAUCAAGCGAAAGACACAACGGUUCAAUGUGAAAUCGGCCGGUGUGACUUCGACGAUGCUAUUAUUCGCCGUGAUCGCUGCCUUUGGGCCCACACUCUUCUACCAGGUUUAUGGCAGUCAUGAGUUGAACUGCCAUUCGUGUACUGGACCUAUUGGGUCCGAGGACCGAGACUGUCGUCGCUGUUACUUCUCGCAGACUGCAGCGAUCAACGACCAGUUCUUCCAAACUGCCGUACAGCCUUAUGCAUGGUUCGCCGCCGGCCUGCUCUUCCUAUCUUACAUCAUUGGCCUGUGGUUCACGCUUCGGACGCAUGCCGCUCUGAUCUGGCAGACGGAACUUGAGGAGAAGAAAGCUGCCCAGGCCGCCCAGGCAGCCCACGAGCAACUUUCUUACGAACCGCGUCAUUUGCUUUUCCCCAGUGGGCAACCCGAGGCUUCGGGUGCAGCUUCGGGACAGAAGGACUCGAUCCGCGAAUCGCAGUUGUAUAAGCGGAUUCUAGGCCAAUCCCUGAAACAUAUUGGUCUGGAGGACAACAACAUGGGCAACUAUGAACAUUCCGAAAGCGGGUCAAUGACGGAGAGCAGAGCCAGCAUCCCACACUUGGUCCCGCCACGUUCUGGAGGCGAGGACACUCGUCCGGCAGGGAAGAUUGCCCAGAAUCGCACUGGGGAAGAUAACGAGCGGCUGGUGCGCCAGGUGACCGAAGUGGCGGCAACGGCCGCCGCUGUAGCUGCUCGUGAUGCGGCUCGCAAUCGCAAGAUUUCCACCCAACAAGCUCCCGGACGUCAAGCUGGCCGUGCCACUGCGGAGACAGCAAAAAUCCUCGGAGAGGACGCGGAAAUGGAUGGGGGCAUUGCGGUGGAACCCACCCAGGGCGGCGGGCAUGAUGCACCAAACUGGAGCAAAGUCAAGAGCUCAAUCGUUCUCCUGGGGGCGACAGUUCUCUAUGCCGUGAUCGCCGAGAUCCUUGUCAACACGGUUGAUGUGGUACUGGAAAGCGUGGACAUCGAUGAGAAAUUCCUCGGCAUCACUCUCUUCGCCUUGGUGCCGAACACCACGGAAUUCCUGAAUGCCAUCUCAUUCGCAAUGAACGGCAACAUCGCGCUAUCGAUGGAAAUCGGGUCCGCCUAUGCGCUGCAGGUGUGUCUAUUGCAGGUUCCUGCUCUGGUUCUUUUCAGUGCCUUGUAUGGCCGUUUCAUUGAACCAUCCGAGCUCAUCAGCCACUCGUUCAAUCUGAUCUUCCCUCAGUGGGACAUGAUUUCCGUCAUUCUGUGCGUCUUCCUACUGUCGUAUGUAUACGGCGAAGGGAAGAGUAACUAUUUCAAGGGCUCUAUCCUCGUCCUCACCUAUCUCGUUGUUGUGGUUGGGUUCUAUCUGUCGGGAUACAACAACAUCGAAAACAUGGGUGUGAAUCGUUUUGACACGCUGGCUCUGGGGGCUAGCAGGUCGGAGAAGUUCUACACCAUCGGUCGAUCAACGGCUGGUGCGGCUUAUUAG
Penicillium alfredii is the source of this 3339-nucleotide messenger RNA. RefSeq names its product calcium/hydrogen antiporter. The record is from RefSeq and is a predicted model, not a curated record. Gene Ontology annotation, molecular function: calcium:proton antiporter activity. The transcript has 5 exons. Gene Ontology annotation, biological process: intracellular calcium ion homeostasis; calcium ion transmembrane transport. Gene Ontology annotation, cellular component: endomembrane system; membrane. The coding region runs from base 1 to 3339 and encodes 1112 amino acids. NCBI's taxonomy places the organism in Eukaryota, Fungi, Ascomycota, Eurotiomycetes, Eurotiales, Aspergillaceae.